This is a messenger RNA of Desarmillaria tabescens, 1509 nucleotides long. RefSeq names its product glycosyltransferase family 15 protein. NCBI's taxonomy places the organism in Eukaryota, Fungi, Basidiomycota, Agaricomycetes, Agaricales, Physalacriaceae. Gene Ontology annotation, biological process: protein N-linked glycosylation; cell wall mannoprotein biosynthetic process. Gene Ontology annotation, cellular component: Golgi apparatus; membrane. The transcript is spliced from 16 exons. Gene Ontology annotation, molecular function: alpha-1,2-mannosyltransferase activity. Bases 96 to 1238 code for a protein of 380 amino acids. The record is from RefSeq and is a predicted model, not a curated record.
AGGUGCUGUGCACUGUACAAACCCUAACCCUAUGAAAGAUAUAUCUUUGCCGCAAUUCUGCCGCGCAGGCCCAAUACUCUUUGCCUUUGCCCACCAUGAUGACGCCCUGGCGUUAUGUUGUACUCGUCCUGGGGAUUAUCAUUAGUCUGCACUACAUACUGAGUUUUGCUCAUCCGGGCUACGGUCAAGCAACAUCACUUUCCAGCAUCAAGACGCAAUGGGGCGGUUCAAAACCACCAUACCAAAUACCUGUCCCCGAUGACUACUAUGUGCACAACAAUGUAACUUCACCGCAGGGGCGAAAGGCUUCCGCAGCCAUUGUCAUGCUCGCUCGCAACAGCGAUUUGAAUGGCAUUAUUGUUAGUAUGAAACAGAUGGAGGAUCGUUUCAAUAAAAAGUUCCGGUAUCCUUAUGUGUUCUUGAAUGAGCAACCGUUUUCAGAUCAAUUCAAGAGCCGGGUUUCAGAGCUCACGGAUGUUGACGUCAAGUUUGGACUUAUCCCUCAUGACCACUGGUACCAGCCUGACACCAUAGACGAGGCCAAGGCGGCAGAUGCUCGAGCAGAUAUGGUGAAGAAUAACGUCAUCUAUGGAGGAAGCGUGCCGUAUAGGAAUAUGUGUCGGUUCAAUUCCGGAUUUUUCUACAGACACGAGCUUUUAAAGCCGUACAAGUACUACUGGAGAGUCGAACCGGACGUCAAAUUCUUUUGUGACCUUGACUACGAUCCUUUCCUAAUCAUGCAAGACCAACACAAGGUUUACGGUUUCACCGUAUCUUUGUACGAAUACGAGAGAACCAUUCCGACGCUUUGGGCAGCUGUUCGCGAAUUCUUGGAAGCAAACCCAGGUAUAACGCCUGAAGAUAAUGCCAUGGAUUUCCUCUCCGACGACGGAGGCCUAACGUACAACCGAUGCCACUUCUGGAGCAAUUUCGAGAUCGGUGAUCUUGACCUUUGGAGAGGUGAAGCGUAUUCCAAAUUUUUCGAUUUCCUGGAUUCCAAAGGCGGAUUUUACUAUGAGCGAUGGGGUGAUGCGCCUGUACACAGCAUAGGAGCAGCGUUGUUUGCAAGGAAGGAUCAAAUACAUUUCUUCAAUGAUAUUGGCUAUCGGCAUGAACCGUUCCAGCAUUGUCCUCAAGGCGAGGCACACAAGCGGGGAAAGUGUUGGUGCGAUAGUACACAAAACUUUGACUACGAGGGAUACUCUUGCCUUAACCGAUAUGAUAGACUAUUUAGCUAGGGUUCAGAAGAUGUAUCCUUACAAUAGCUAGGCAGUACCUCUGCUGGCAUGCUAUUUGCUUGUUUUCCUUUCCAUCUAUCCUGGAUAUACUUCAACCAAUGCUAAUGCAAGUAUAACAUACGAAAUGCAAGAUGAUAAUGAUACGGUGGAUAUGCAAUAUGUGGUGAGACUCCAAAAGCCCAGAGAAAAGAGACAGCUGCAUCAUAGGAUAGACUGGGAGUAGUAUUGGAACUGGCAGAUUCUCAUAAAUACGAGCGACGCGAAUAAUCAG